AUGAGAGAUCCCACCACCGAUAUGGAACCAAGCUCGCAACAACCGACCAACGGGUCGACAAGCUCGCGUCGCAAUCCGCACAAGUCGGUCCGUGUUGCGUUUGGUCCUGACUUAGAAACCACGAUCCCCGCCCGCGAAAGAUCGCCGGCCCCGUUGGCUGGGCACCAUCGCUCCCUCACCAGCGUGGAACAGAAACAACCUUCAGUCACACCUCCACCACGGCCGACAAGCUCCUCGGGCGAUAACAGUGCUGUUGGGGAGACCCCACCCCGUCGCCCAUCUCCACGGAGGUCGGAAAGUAGUCGACCGGCUAUGCUCAAAAGAGCCAAGAGUGAUUAUGGGCCAAGUCGCAUCACUUUUGAUAAAGUAGCCGGCGAUGAUGAUGAGGACUUCGCUAUGCGACACGGGUGGCAAGAAGAAUACACUUCAAGCGAAUACCUGAAGAUCUUACAUUCGAAUUUCUACAUGUACUUCACCGAGAAACGUCAUGAGACGAACGGCAUCCCCAGGGAUCCGGUUGGAAGCUGGCCAAGCCAGGACUGGCGCAUGAAAGACCGUCUGAAAACAGUCUCCGCGGCACUUGCUAUUUGUCUCAACAUCGGUGUCGACCCCCCUGACGUUGUCAAGACCAACCCAACCUCCAAGCUGGAAUGCUGGGUAGAUCCCACUUCCACCACCGGCGGUGGUCAAAACAAGAUUAUGGAGCAAAUCGGCAAGAAGCUCCAGGAACAAUACGAGACCCUGAGUCUUCGCACCAGAUACAAGCAGUAUUUAGACCCAUCAGUCGACGAGACCAAGAAGUUCUGCAUCUCCCUUCGCCGAAAUGCCAAGGAUGAGCGAGUUCUUCUACAUUACAAUGGACACGGAGUGCCAUUGCCGACCCAGUCGGGUGAAAUCUGGGUAUUUAACAAGAACUACACCCAGUAUAUUCCCGUUCCAUUGUACGAUCUCCAAUCCUGGCUGGCUGGGCCCAGUCUUUUCGUCUUUGAUGUGUCGCAUGCUGGCAACAUCGUCCAAAACUUCCACACCUUUGUCGACAAGCAUGAGAAGGAGAACAUCGAGGCCAAAAAGCGAGACCCAAAUGCUGUCGUUCAGAAUUACGGCGAUUGCAUCAUACUUGCUGCCUGUCAGAAAGCAGAGUCCCUACCAACCAACCCUGAUCUGCCUGCAGACUUGUUCACUUGCUGCCUGACCACUCCAAUCGAAAUCGCGCUGCGAUUCUUCAUCCUACAGAACCCUCUCCGAACAGAUAUUUCUAUUGACGACUUCCGGGUACCCGGUCGACUCCAGGAUCGCCGAAGCCCCCUCGGAGAACUGAACUGGAUUUUCACCGCAAUCACUGAUACCAUCGCCUGGAACACGUUGCCACGUGCCUUGUUCAAGAAGCUCUUCCGACAGGACUUGAUGGUCGCUGCUCUGUUCCGCAACUUCUUACUGAGCGAACGCAUCAUGCGCACGUACAAAUGCCACCCAAUCUCGUCCCCGGAAUUACCUGAAACACACCAUCACCCACUGUGGAAGAGCUGGGAUCUUGCAGUCGAGAUGGUACUAUCUCAACUUCCUGCGCUCAUCGACCAGGAAGAAGGGCGCCGACAAUACGAGUAUCAGCACUCAACAUUCUUUGCUGAGCAACUUACUGCCUUCGAGGUCUACCUUUCGUCCGGUCCUACUGAGAGAAACCCCCCCGAUCAGCUCCCCAUUGUCCUGCAAGUCCUUCUGAGCCAGGCCCAUCGACUACGAGCAUUGAUUCUACUGAGCAAAUUCCUAGACCUUGGUCCGUGGGCUGUUCACCUUGCGCUUAGUAUCGGAAUCUUCCCCUACGUCGUCAAGCUGCUGCAGUCAGCUGCUCAAGAACUCAAGCCCGUGAUGGUGUUCAUUUGGGCGAGAAUUAUGGCGGUCGACCACACAGUACAGAACGAUCUACUCAAAGACAACGGCAUCCAUUACUUCAUCUCAAUCCUCAACCCUACUUCUCCCAUACCCGUCGGAAAUGCCAGUGAGCACCGUGCUAUGUGUGCCUUCAUCGUCUCCAUAUUCUGCAAGAACUACCCGCAAGGUCAAAACGUUUGCCUCUCGGCAGAGCUAUUUGACUCGUGUCUCAGACACCUCAGCGAUGUCGAAAAUCCUUUGCUUCGCCAGUGGUCUUGCCUAUGCCUCAGUAUGCUCUGGUGCGAUUUCCCCGAAGCAAAGUGGAUGGGUAUACGAUGUGCCGCCCCUACAAGACUUUGCGAACUCAACUUCGACCCCCUCCCUGAAGUUCGCACUGCUAUGCUGCAUGCCGUCACAACUUUCUUGGGUAUUCCCGAUCUGACCGACCAGGUGGCUCAGAUUGAGGAGACUUUGGCCCUCGCAGUCUUGCCCAUGUCUGCAGAUGGUAGUGUGGUUGUGAGGAAAGAAUUGCUUGUCUUCUUCUCAACGUUUGUCCGACGCCACCAGAACAAGUUCCUGGUCGCGGCCUUCGAGGAGCUUCAAGAAGAAAAGCGCACUCUCCGUCAACGUUAUGGAGGCGACAACUCUCAGACUGGUGACCUCGUUACCGUUUCGAAGCAACCUCAACUUUCUGCCAACACCACUUUCGGAACUAUCUGGAAGCAGCUAUUGGCCCUUUCGGUUGAUCCCCAUCCUGAUAUCGCCCAGGAUGCCGCCGUGAUCGUUGACUACAUUCACCUGGCUUUGCUAGAGUCACCAAUGGCAUCUCUUGCCAACAAGCUUCAGGCCGAGAUUCUGAACAUCACAGGCGUCACCAAAGUGCAACCCCACGAGCGCACUGAAACGAAGAAAACCGCAGCUCCCUCCACGCCACCCACAUCUGCGGCAGCAACUUCUAGGCAAGAAGGCUAUUUGUCAAUUGGCUUCAAGCGAACUGCCAGCGUUGCUGCAUCUCUGAAGAACCUUGCCUUCGGUAACACGACUAAUGGAGAGGCUUCAGCCGGAAACUCGAACCCACCUUCUCCUUCAACAAGUCGAAUGCCAGUCACACCCCGUGGCAGAGCCCCCAUUGAAUGGACUCGACCUCCAGAGGUCAACGAUCAUGUUGCUCCUGCGACAGCAUACCACCAAGCUCCCAUACCAACAUCUCGUGGCUUCCAGCCCAAAGCAUUUGACGCUGUACCAGCAAUUCCAUUGAAGAGCAGAUUCUUAGACUGGUCUACUGAAUACUUCCGCGAGCCUCAGAUGAAACCCAAUGAGCCGGAUGAGCCGGGUAGCUCGGACUACAACCAGCGUCUUUGGAGACGAGGCCGCAACGAGAAGAUCAUUGCUGAGACCCAACCUCUCAAGGCAAAGGCCGGCGCGAGCCGAUGGGAUAACUCUGUUGCUCUGCUAUCGAACGGUAGCCAACCACACAAGAUGUGUUUCCAUCAAUUUGAGGAUCAUCUUGCGGUAGCAGAUGACCGGGAUACGAUUGCUAUCUGGGACUGGCAAAGCCAUAAACGCUUGAAUCAAUUUUCAAAUGGCAACCCGGCUGGGUCCAAGAUCAACGAGAUCCGAUACAUCAAUGAAGAUGAUCAAGCGCUCCUCAUGACCGGAUCUUCCGAUGGUGUAAUCAAACUCUUCCGCCACUACGAAACUAAUGAAGAUAUUGAAGUGGUCACCGCGUUCAGAGCUCUUCCCGAGUUGAUCCCUAGCAAUCGCAACGCGGGCCUCGUGCUUGAUUGGCAGCAGGGCCAGGGUAAAGCUCUUGUCGCCGGUGACGUGAAGGUCAUUCGCGUCUGGAAUGCCGCCACUGAAGUGUGCACAAAUGAUAUCCCCGCACGCUCUGGCUCCUGCAUUACAUCCUUGACCUCUGACCAAGUUGCUGGGAACAUUUUUGUUGCAGGUUUCGGCGACGGCGCUGUCCGAGUCUUCGACCAGCGCUUGAAGCCAACCACCUCUAUGGUCAAGGUCUGGCGCGAGCACAAGCAAUGGAUCACAAAUGUUCACAUGCAGCGCGGUGGCCUACGUGAAUUAAUCUCAGGUGGUCGCAACGGCGAAGUCCGCCUAUGGGACCUCCGCAUGGACAACCCCAUCUCCACAAUCUACGCUACCAAGGACACGCUACGGACCCUAAGUGUUCACGAACACGCUCCUGUCUUCAGCAUGGGAACAAACCGCCACGAAGUCAAGACUUUCAAUGUAGACGGUACCUACCUAUCCACAUUCGAGCCCUACUCGAGCUUCCUAGGCCACAACCGGUCGUCGCCGAUCUCUUGCACGGCUUUCCAUCCUCAUCGGACUAUGCUUGCCUGCUCGGCGCUGAAUGAUCAUCAUGUCAACCUUGUGUCCUGCUAA
This is a messenger RNA of Penicillium brevicompactum, 4269 nucleotides long. RefSeq names its product ubiquitin-binding TORC1 subunit KOG1. NCBI's taxonomy places the organism in Eukaryota, Fungi, Ascomycota, Eurotiomycetes, Eurotiales, Aspergillaceae. The record is from RefSeq and is a predicted model, not a curated record. The transcript has 6 exons. The coding region runs from base 1 to 4269 and encodes 1422 amino acids. Gene Ontology annotation, cellular component: cytoplasm; TORC1 complex. Gene Ontology annotation, molecular function: protein-macromolecule adaptor activity; protein binding. Gene Ontology annotation, biological process: positive regulation of protein serine/threonine kinase activity; positive regulation of cell growth; cellular response to amino acid stimulus.